Messenger RNA from Meloidogyne enterolobii, 528 nucleotides. The record is from the annotation of a GenBank genome assembly. NCBI's taxonomy places the organism in Eukaryota, Metazoa, Nematoda, Chromadorea, Rhabditida, Meloidogynidae.
UUUCAGAUUUACGAUCACAUGAUGGCUCUUGGUACUAAUCAACCACAAACAAGUUCCUCUUUAAUGGCUUUUAGUGAGGAAAUAAUUAAACAGUUAACACCAGAAGAGAUUGAUGAAUUCAGAGAAGCUUUUAUGAUGUUUGAUAAAGACGGGAAUGGAACAAUUUCAACAAAAGAAUUGGGGGUUGCAAUGCGUUCUUUAGGUCAAAAUCCUACAGAACAAGAAAUUCUUGAAAUGAUAAAUGAAGUAGAUAUUGAUGGAAAUGGACAAAUUGAAUUUCCAGAAUUUUGUGUUAUGAUGAAAAGAAUGAUGAAAGAAACAGAUUCAGAAAUGAUACGGGAAGCAUUUCGAGUUUUUGAUAAGGACGGAAACGGAGUUAUAACUGCACAAGAAUUUCGUUAUUUUAUGGUACAUAUGGGAAUGCAAUUUAGUGAACAAGAAGUUGAUGAAAUGAUUCAUGAGGUAGACGUUGAUGGGGACGGAGAAAUUAACUAUGAAGAAUUUGUUAAGAUGAUGAGUGAAAGAUGA